Messenger RNA from Antechinus flavipes (yellow-footed antechinus), 1717 nucleotides. Its product is annotated as 3-hydroxy-3-methylglutaryl-coenzyme A reductase-like. Gene Ontology annotation, biological process: coenzyme A metabolic process; isoprenoid biosynthetic process; sterol biosynthetic process. Gene Ontology annotation, molecular function: protein binding; hydroxymethylglutaryl-CoA reductase (NADPH) activity. The record is from RefSeq and is a predicted model, not a curated record. Gene Ontology annotation, cellular component: peroxisomal membrane; endoplasmic reticulum membrane. Lineage: Eukaryota; Metazoa; Chordata; Mammalia; Dasyuromorphia; Dasyuridae.
AUGUGUCAUUCCUGCUUUGUUGCCUGGAAAUUUGCUUUUCUUGGGGGUAAUCAGAAGGCUGAAGAUCCAUACAGAGAUUAUAAUUAUUCUUUGGUGAUGGGAGCAUUUUCAAAUGUUAUUGGAUACAUGCCUGUUCCUGUUGGAGUAGCAGGGCCUCUCUAUCUGGAUGGCAAAGAAUUCCAGGUCCCUAUGGCCACCACUGAAGGCUGUCUUGUGGCUAGUACCAACAGGUUGGUUGUAGAGAGGGGUUGUAGAGCAAUAUGUCUUGGUGGAGGAGCAACUAGCUGUGUUCUAGCAGAUGGAAUGACCCGAGGACCUGUAGUAAGAUUUCUCAGUGCAUGUGACUCUGCAAAGAUGAAGACUUGGCUUGAAAGCCCUGAAGGCUUUCAAUUAAUAAAGGAAGCAUUUGACAGUACCAGCAGAUUUGCAUGUCUUGAGAAAGUGCACAUUAGUCUGGCUGGUCGCAAUGCCUAUAUCCAUUUCUAAUCCAAAACAGGGGAUGCCAUGGGAAUGAACAUGAUUUCAAAGGGUACAGAGAAAGCACUUGCAAAACUUAAUGAAAUUUUCCCUGAAAUGCAAAUUCUAGCUGUUAGUGGUAACUAUUGUACAGACAAAAAAGUUGCUGCUAUAAAUUGGAUAGAAGGAAGAGGAAAAUCUGUUGUUUGUGAAGCUAUCAUUCCAGUAAGAGUUGUCAAAGAAGUAUUAAAAACCACUACAGAAGCUUUGGUUGAAGUUAAUAUAAGCAAGAAUUUGGUGGGCUCAGCCAUGGCUGGUAGCAUAGGAGGCUAUAAUGCACAUACAGCCAAUAUUGUAACUGCCAUCUUCAUUGCUUGUGGUCAGGAUGCAGCACAGAAUGUGGGCAGCUCUAAUUGCAUCACUCUUAUGGAAGCAACAGGAACCUUAAAUGAAGACCUGUAUAUCAGUUGUACUAUGCCAUCCAUAGAGAUAGGAACUGUUGGUGGAGGAACCAACCUGCUACCACAGCAGGCCUGUUUGCAGAUGCUAGGCGUUCAAGGAGUGUGCAAAGAUAACCCUGGUGAAAAUGCCCGUCAACUUGCAAAAAUAGUAUGUGGUAUCGUUAUGGCUGGGGAAUUAUCACUGAUGGCUGCAUUGGCUGCAGGACACCUAGUCAAAAGCCACGUGAUCCACAACAGGUCAAAAUUAAACCUACAAGAGCUCUGCACCAAAAAGUUGGCUUGAGUGUCACUGAAGUUCUGAACUCAAGCAUGAGAAACACACGACGCAGAAAGACACACAAAGUUAAACAUCUGGAAUGGAAUCCAUUAUGUUUCCUAUGAAGUAAAAUAAAAACAAAAAACAGGUAGCAAUCAUGGUCUCAGACAAAACAAAAGCAAAAAUACAGUUAACUAAAAGAAUUUUACUUUUAGGGUACCAUAGACAAGGUUGUAAUGUCAGUAGUAAACAUAUCCACCAAAUGGCAUAGUAUCCAAAUUUUUAAAGAGAAAAUUUAAGGAGUUACAGGAGGAAAUAGAAAACAAAACUAUACUUGUUAGAGACCUCAGAACUAGACUUCUCUCAGAAUUAGACAAAUCUAACCAUAAAUUAAAAAAAGACGAAAGUUAAGGAAAUGAAUGGAAUAUUAGAAGUUAGCUAUGAUAGACAUCUGGAGAAAACUGAAUGGGAAUAUAACAUUUUUUUCAACUGUACAUGGCACCUUCAAAAAACUGAUAAUGUAUUAAGACAUAAAAAUGCAACA